This is a messenger RNA of Oncorhynchus keta (chum salmon), 3144 nucleotides long. RefSeq names its product gap junction beta-1 protein-like. The transcript is spliced from 2 exons. Lineage: Eukaryota; Metazoa; Chordata; Actinopteri; Salmoniformes; Salmonidae. Gene Ontology annotation, biological process: cell communication. The record is from RefSeq and is a predicted model, not a curated record. Bases 504 to 1331 code for a protein of 275 amino acids. Gene Ontology annotation, cellular component: connexin complex.
CACUUUUGGAAAUGUUUCAGAUUUAUAGUUUCUUGAAUGAUUCUGCAAACAUCUCAUUUUACCCACUGCUCUCCCUUCUUUCCCCCCUGCUCUCUCAGUGGUUCAGGCCCUCUGCCCCUCCCCUCCCAGCACAAUAAAUAAUGUGGCAUGGGACUCAGGCCUUUUGUGUCCACACAGAUUCUUUCUACUGUAUGUUCUGCUGGGGGUAGGCAGAAACCAGGGCGUUUUAUCAGAAUAACACACCCGAGUCUUGUUGGGGCUCUGAUAAAGGGCAGCAUUGUAUGGUAAUAGUUUAUAUAAGACCAUAUGACCGCUGUGCUGCGCUGGGGCUCUGCUACGGUACAGGGUAGUGGCUAGUGUCGCGGGAAUGAUUAGCAUUUUACCAACCCAUCGUGUUCACAAGCCAAGAGCCUUCUGAUUCGAUGAUAAAAUAAACACAUUUAAUUUAACCCUUCUUUGUACACAUUUUGUGUACCACCACAGCUGAAGACCUGGAAUCGAAAAUGAACUGGGGGUCCUUUUACGCCGUAAUCAGCGGCGUAAACAGGCAUUCCACCGGCAUCGGCCGCAUCUGGCUGUCUGUCAUCUUCAUCUUCAGAAUCCUGGUCCUCGUGGUGGCGGCCGAGUCGGUCUGGGGCGACGAGAAGUCUGGCUUCACCUGCAACACUCAGCAGCCCGGCUGCAACUCCGUCUGCUAUGACCAGUUCUUUCCCAUCUCACACAUCCGCCUGUGGGCCUUGCAGCUCAUCCUGGUGUCCACGCCUGCUCUCCUAGUGGCCAUGCAUGUAGCCCAUCGCAGACACAUCAACAAGAAGAUCCUGAAGAAGUCCGGGCGCGCUUCCCCUAAGGAGUUGGAAGAAAUCAAGUAUCAGAGGUUUGCGAUCGCAGGCGCCCUCUGGUGGACCUACAUGAUCAGUGUGCUGUUUAGGAUCGUUCUGGAAGUCGGCUUCCUUUAUAUAUUCUACUUGAUCUACCCAGACUUCAAGAUGUUCCGUCUGGUCAAGUGUGACUCGUACCCCUGCCCCAACACUGUGGACUGCUUCGUGUCUCGACCCACGGAGAAAACCAUCUUCACCGUGUUCAUGCUCUCCGUGUCGGGGGUGUGUGUUCUCCUUAACCUGGCCGAGGUGGCCUACCUGAUUGGCAGAGCCUGUCUGAGGUGUAUCCAUGGUAACCAGGACAAGAAUAAGGUAGCAGGGAUUGGUCAGAAACUGUCCUCCUACAAACAGAAUGAAAUCAACCAGAUGAUCGCUGACCAGUCGAAGUUCAAGUUCAACGUGGGAGCUAGGAAGACCUCUAUGGAGAAGGGAGAGAGGUGUUCUGCUUUCUGAUAGGCUGCCCUGGAAGGGAGAGAGGUGCUCUGCUUUCUGAUAGGCUGCCCUGGAAGGGAGAGAGGUGCUCUGCUUUCUGAUAGGCUGCCCUGGAAGGGAGAGAGGUGCUCUGCUUUCUGAUAGGCUGCCCUGGAAGGGAGAGAGGUGCUCUGCUUUCUGAUAGGCUGCCCUGGAAGGGAGAGGUGUUCUGUUUUGCUGCCUAUGGAGAUGGGAAAGCAGGGCUCUGCUUUCUGAUACGCUGUCUAGUCCGAGUUCACUGCUUCAAACUAAUGAACUGUAACCAGCAUGUAACCAUAUACCGGAUAGAAAUCCUUAACAGCUCCAUCUAGUAAUAACAUCAAUCAUUCACUCAUUUAUUUCUUCAUCUAUUUAUUCUAGUGGCUGGUGCUACAGGUUCUCAACAUUCCUAACGGUGGUAGGAUAUAGAGAAGAACAAACAAGCCCAGACAAACUCAACGCUAGAUUGGAGAGAGAACUUUGUUUCAUGGUGAUCGACACAGUCACUGUUUUGUCUCACAACCUUGGGGCAGGAAGUAGUGGAUAAAGGAACAUUUGUUUCAGUACAUGACUUGACAAACCCAUUGUAUUGGAACUCACUGAGUCUCCUACAGCAGGGAGACUACUCCUACAAUACGGAGAUUAUUCCUACAGGGUGGAGACUACUCCUACAGCAGGGAGACUACUCCUACAGCAGGGAGACUACUCCUACAGCACGGAGAUUACUCCUACAGCGUGGAGACUACUCCUACAGCACGGAGACUACUCCUACAGCACGGAGACUACUCCUACAGCAGGGAGACUACUCCUACAAUACGGAGAUUACUCCUACAAUACGGAGAUUACUCCUACAGCGGAGGGACUACUCCUACAGCGGAGAGACUACGGCACGGAGACUACUCCUACAGACUACUCCUACAGCAGGGAGACUACUCCUACAAUACGGAGAUUACUCCUACAGCGUGGAGACUACUCCUACAGCAUGGAGACUACUCCUACAGCACGGAGACUCCUCCUACAGAAGGGAGACUACUCCUACAAUACGGAGAUUACUCCUACAGCGGAGGGACUACUCCUACAGCGGAGAGACUACGGCACAGAGACUACUCCUACAGACUACUCCUACAGCAGAGAGACUACUCCUACGGCAGGGAGACUACUCCUACAGCAGGGAGACUACCCCUACGGCACGGAGACUACUCCUACGGCACGGAGACUACUCCUACAGACUACUCCUACAGUAGGGAGACUACUCUUACUGAAUGGAGACUACUCGUACAGCAGGGAGACUACUCGUACAGCAGGGAGACUACUCCUACGGCACGGAGACCACUCCUACAGAAUGGAGACUACUCCUACAGCACGGAGACUACUCCUACAGACUACUCCUACGGCACGGAGACUACUCCAACAGACUACUCCUACAGCACGGAGACUACUCCUACAGCAGGGAGACUACUCCUACGGCACGGAGAGUACUCCUACAGACUACUCCUACAGCAGGGAGACGACUCCUACGGCACGGAGAGUACUCCUACAGACUACUCCUACAGACUACUCCUACGUCAGGGAGAAUACUCCUAUGGCAGAGACUGCUCCUACAGACUACUCCUACAGACUACUCCUACAGCAGAGAGACUACUCCUACAGCAGGAACAGAUCACUCAUAAAGACUUUGAAGGUAUUUUUAAUGGUGCACAGCAAACUAUGGAGCUUUAAUACAUUGCUUUCAGUACCAAGAGUGUUAGCAGCCGCGACGUGGAAAACUGGUUGUCCUAAAAUGGAUUACUGACAACUUCCAUUAAUGGUUGUUAAC